Aegilops tauschii subsp. strangulata is the source of this 2929-nucleotide messenger RNA. RefSeq names its product WPP domain-associated protein. The record is from RefSeq and is a predicted model, not a curated record. Lineage: Eukaryota; Viridiplantae; Streptophyta; Magnoliopsida; Poales; Poaceae.
GCCCCGCCCCGCCCGGUGGUGACCUGUCUGGUGUGUCGUCUUCCCCGCGGCAAGCCAAGCCAAGCCAGCGAUCGGUCGCCUGGUCCAAUCCUCAGCCCGGCCGGUUUCACCGCUCCCUUCUCCACCGCCUUUCUGUCCUUGCCCUCUUCUCCCGCUGCAACCACCUCUCCCAACCCUAGCUAGAGGCCUCCUCUCCCCCGGGGCGGCCACGGCUUUCGGAGCCGCAACUCCUGCCCAUGGCGCAGAUCGAGCCCGUGUUUGACCAAGGAAUGGAUCCAUUUCUUGCUAGGCUGACCAUACCAGCAGCCAACACUAGCCAAUCCCGAUGUACACCUCACAAUGGUUUGUCCUUGCUCGAUCAGCCUUCUCUCGACACACCCUCGUCUUUGGAAGGUUCACCAGUGCCACCACCGCCAUCCUUGUUCUCCUGCAAUUGCAGCUGUGAUAUCGGAAGCAACUUUGAGGCGUUUGCAACUGUAAUGUCGCGGCUACAUCAACACCUUCUGGAUGCAGAUGCAGAGAUCAAUUACACAGAGUACUUAGAUUUGAUGAAACUGGAAGUCGAUCAACAGCUUAAUAGGCUCAAGGAGGAUAUGAUGCUCUUGAAAAGCCAUAAUUUUGUUCAUGACAGUGAUGCAGAUGUUUCAUGCCCUGUGAUAUGCCGUCAUGGAAAGCCAAUAGUAGAGAUAGAUGAGGGGUUCAAUGACCUAAAGCUACUCUUGAUAGUGGUGUUCCGGCAAAUUAAGGACAUGUUGAGCCUGUUCAACGCUUCAAUUCACGAUCUUCAGUGGGAGCAUGACUUGCAAUUAGAGGUCACCGGCAUUAUGAUUGGAGACUGUAUCAGAACUCUUGAGAAUGAGCUAGAGAGGAGGUUUUUUGAACAAAGUUCCAUUGUCAACAGUCUAAGGAAGAACCGGAAGGAAACUGUGGUUCAGUGUGGUGCAAUCCGUCAAGAGUUGAUGUCUAUAUCGGAUAUGCUGUUACCUUCAGAAGAUGAAUCACAUAGUCCCCACAGUAAGCAUGAAAAUCUAGGUAACAGGAGUAACAGAUGGAAAUACAAUCUCUUAAGAAAGAAAACAGGGGAGGAACACUCUGCAUCUUCCAGUGUGGAAACCAAGAAGUCUGCAACACAGAGAUCUGUAAGUCCCAGAGAAGUAAUUUCCGAAAAAUCUGACUUUCGGCAUCUCAGGGGUUCAACUGGGGAAGAAAUCAUAAACUACUUCAGAUCUGAGAUUAGUAAAUUAAAGAGAUUGCAUGAAUUGUACUUACAAGAUAAAACGGAAGAGCUGUUCAAAUUCAAACGAGAGAAGGCGUCAUUAGAUCUUAAGCAUGAUCUAGAAUUUGAGCAUCUAAGAAAGAAAGUUCCUGACAUCAUUUCAAGGGUUGACACAAUCAUUUCUAGUACCAUAAAGGCACCUACAGUUUGCAGCACUAGCGAGGCACUUGAGGAAAAUUGCAGAUUGAAUAAUAAAAUUGAUUCAUUAUACCUUGAAAACCAGCAGCUUAGCGGUUUGCUUGCAGAAAAGAUGAAUGAUAUUAAGGAAUUAUCGUGCCAGAUAUCUGAUGCCAGGAGGGAAAUAUCACUUCGAUUGUCACUUGAAGAACAAAUUAUGAGACAAGUCGGCACCAUUAAAGGAGACUAUGAGGAUCUCUAUGUUGAAAGCACUAUUAGAGAUGAAGUAUACCGAACUGUGACAAGAAAUUUUGUUGACGACUGUAGGACCAGCAUGGAAGAUGCCUCACGGAAUUCUCAAGCAGAAGUGUCCUCACUUGAAGCUAAACUCUCAGAAAGGGAGAAGGCAUUGUGUUUAGCUAAUGAAGAAAAUCAGAAGUUAACAGAAAAGUUGUUGUUACUAGAAAAGGAACACUUCAUCGAAAAUAAUCAUGAAAAUCCAGAGCUAACCAAGCAAGAGAGCGACGAAAUGAUACUUCGUGAUAUCGAGAUGGAGCCUCAUGUAUCAGCAAGAUCAUACUCGAGUACUGAGCAGAGCCUGGAGGAUAAGGAGCUCGUCAAACUGAGCCAGACUACAGAGAUUGCCUCAACUACCUUACAUGAAGUUGAAACAAAAAAGUUGGAAUACAAUGGGUUUCUAGGUAAAAAUGAGCACAUAAUACAACUAGAUUUCAUUCUGGUAUCUAUUAUGGAUUUAUCAAAAGAAUUUGUGGAGAUUGAACAUAAAAUUUCAGGAGACAUCAAAGGAAAUGAGAAAAGGUCAGAUGAUUUGAGGGAUCAAUGCAACCAUGUGGUUCAACAGGCAAUAGUACUAACAAAGAAGGGCCUCUCAUAUAAGCAAAUGCUAGACAGAAGACGGUCCGAGCUUCGAAAAGCUGAAGCUGAGGUUGACAUUUUGGAAAACAAGGUUACUGCACUCCUAAGUAUUGCGCAAAAGAUAUAUGUGACUCUCGAGCAUUAUUCUCCUGUCUUUCAGCAGUAUCCUGGGUUACUGGGUGCUUUCUUGAAGACAUGCAAGCUUGUUGCAGGUCUACGGAAUAAACAAAAGGAUGACUUAAAAGAUGCAACAUAAGUUGGAGCUGCUAGAUAAUGUAGGUUCUAAAUUUUGUUGGGAGAGGCUUAGGAGGUGCUAGAAAGCUAUUGAUGUCAUGAUGGAGUAAACAAUAUCCUACUAAAAGUAUCUGCCCAAAUUGACUAUGCAAAUUGAUAGACAUUACGAAGUUGUGGGUGUCUAUCAGACUGAAUGUUGAAAGCCGGGGGUUAUAAAUAGAAGCUAGGUGCACUGCGCAUAGCUUUCUGAUUUCUAUACGCAUAUGGCUAAACAAAAUGUGAAUACUUUGUUCAGUUGUUUCAUAGUUUGCCACUCUGCAGAUGGUAUAUUCACAUAUUGUAUUGUGUAUGUAUAAGUGAAUAUUGAAUGUCAUCUUUUUGCGAGGGAAUAUUGAAUGACAUUUACGGCAUGCUUAAUUCAUAUAA